CCAAUACAGAGAGGAGAAAGUAAAGUAAAACCCUUUCUCGUUGAAUCGAAGAAGAAGGGGCAUAGCAAAAUCAUGGAGUCGCCAUCUCAAUCAUCAUCAUCAUAUCCAAGUGCUUCUCGAAUCUCGGAUUCUAAUUGUUAUCCUCAGUACUCUGCUUCUCUCAAGUGUUUAGAAGAAUUCAGCACUGAUAAGAGUAAAUGUCAGGAGUAUUUUGAUGUUUAUAAGGAAUGCAAGAAGAAAGAGAGGGAAGCUAGACUGGAACGGAACAAGAACAGAUCCCUUUUCUCGUAGUAUUCUCAUACUAAAACACGCAAUACAAUGUAACAGUGACUUGAAAUCUCCUCACAUCCUUCCUUUUGGUUACAGACAUUUUGAUCUUUCAGUUUCAUGCCUCUUGUUCUUUCAAGAAAUCAUUGUCAUUUUGUAUUAGCGUUAAAAAAAGCAGAGAUUUUGACUGUACCGAAAAUGGGUAAAUUUACCAAGUGAAAAUACAUUAAAGUUGCUAGAAUUCAAAUAUGCUGCUUAUAAGUUU
Messenger RNA from Papaver somniferum (opium poppy), 532 nucleotides. RefSeq names its product cytochrome c oxidase-assembly factor COX23, mitochondrial-like. The transcript has 3 exons. The coding region runs from base 73 to 291 and encodes 72 amino acids. The record is from RefSeq and is a predicted model, not a curated record. Lineage: Eukaryota; Viridiplantae; Streptophyta; Magnoliopsida; Ranunculales; Papaveraceae.